GCUACAACUGACUCCCUAUAAUUGUAAUAUUUGGCAUUGCAAAUGCUAUGGUGUUUUUAAUGAGCAAGACUGAAGAUAGUGACUUCCCCUUUGCCAGACAGAUACAAAGCAUUGGAUGGGCUGAGCGUUGUUUGCUGCUGACUUCCUCGAAAUUACAGGCAAAUCAACAAGAAACACUGCAUCCUUUGCAAGCGGUUGGUCAUUUUCUCUGCUCUCAAUCUCUCUAUAAAUACUUUGGAUUAUGGAAAGAAUGACUCUUUGAUAAAAACUACUUUAUACAAUUGCUCAGGGAAUUCUUGAUCAGAUAAUGGGAGAAGAAACCGAAAAACUGGAGGCCGUAAAAAACAUUUGUGAUAUCAGUGAAAUUCAGCUACAAAAAAGAAGGAAAUACUGUGACGCCAUUGAAACAACUCCAGUUGAAGAAACCCCUCCUUCAGUUUAUCUGAACAAAAGAAGGCCCGCAAGCGCUCUAGAGCCUGGCAACAAAGAACUCGAUGCAGAGCUAUACGAAUUUGUUCAACGUUUCAAAAGUGGAAAAACAGAUAGGAUUAAUUGGAAGAAAUGCUUUGAACAAGGCCAUCUUGAAAAGAUAAGCUCAAUCAAGCAAUUCAACAGCAGUGAGAGUUUACGCUCCCAUUAUAAUAGGAAUUUCAAAUAA
Molecule: messenger RNA, 658 nt
Organism: Gilbertella persicaria
Lineage: Eukaryota; Fungi; Mucoromycota; Mucoromycetes; Mucorales; Choanephoraceae
Exons: 2
Coding region: 308-658 (116 amino acids)
Source: RefSeq, a predicted model, not a curated record